Mycosarcoma maydis (corn smut) is the source of this 1326-nucleotide messenger RNA. Its product is annotated as acyl transferase-like protein. Bases 1 to 1326 code for a protein of 441 amino acids. Gene Ontology annotation, cellular component: membrane. The record is from RefSeq and is a predicted model, not a curated record. The transcript has a single exon. Lineage: Eukaryota; Fungi; Basidiomycota; Ustilaginomycetes; Ustilaginales. Gene Ontology annotation, biological process: polysaccharide biosynthetic process. Gene Ontology annotation, molecular function: acyltransferase activity, transferring groups other than amino-acyl groups.
AUGACUAGCGGCAGCAAUCAACUUCGAUCCGCGCGCAAUUCAGACGAAGAGACCAGAAGGCCCAAUCUCGUUUCACCACCCUCAUAUCGUUCUUCACGCGAAGCGAGCCCCACGUUUGAAUCCAAGGGCAUCAUGGAAAACUCGAGCAUGUUGCCGCCUCCGGCAUCCGAGCCGACCGCCAAAACGGGUAUCAAGCUGCUAGGCAAGAUCGGAUUUGUUCCCGGCUGGGAGGGUCUCAGAGGUAUAGCCGUGGCACUGGUCAUGGUUUCUCACGUGGUAGAGAAGAAGGAGAUGCUUGGCAUUUUAGGUGUCGAAGUCUUCUUCGUGCUUUCGGGCUUCCUCAUCACCGGAGUGCUCAUGUCUCAAAUCGAAAAGCAAGACAAAGCACAGCAGGCUUCUACUUCGGCUGCAUCCCAAAAAAUCUCGCUCAGGCGCUUCUCGUUCCUGCCAAGGUUCUACAUGGAUCGAUUCGUUCGACUCACGCCUGCCCUGGCGCUCAUGGUCGGCAUCGUGGCCAAAAUUGCGCUUCGACUUGGCGCUUCGCCACCUGCAGUGAAAUCCGAUGCGUUGGCGGCGUUCUUUUACAUGCAUAACAUGUUCCCGCUUUCUCCUCAAGACUCUCGACUGAUGUAUCCUGGUCUCUACCUCAACACUUGGUCGCUCGCGGUCGAAGAGCAGUUUUACAUUUUCUGGUCACUUCUGAUUCCUUUCGUGAUUCCUCUUUCACUUAAGAAGAGAGCGUUGGUCAUGAGCUUUCUCAUCUUUGUGGGCUUCUACAUUCGUCACUUUAGCGGCUGGAACUUCCUUGGCGAGAAGAUGUAUGGCAUCGACUAUCGCUAUGCAUACUGCGCCAAUGCCUGGAAGAUGUUCAUCGGGUGCUCAGCUCGUCUGCUUCCUAUUCCCGAGAUCUUUACACGCAAGUGGGUAGGCACCAUCAGCACGCUCGGCUUCUUCUUUCUCACAUACAUGUGGGGCUAUGGCUUGACUAACUUUGACUUCCGAACCACAGGUGUCUGGCUCGAGCUGUUCACUGCUUUGCUGGUCUUGAUGAUCGUACUUGGAAGUAUCAACGGCAACCCUAUCCUGGAAAGCAAGCUGUUCCGCUUCCCCGGCAGGAUUUCCUACUCUUGGUAUCUGUGGCAGUUCCCUCUUCAGGCGCUUCACGGCUGGCCUGUCGGCAACUGGGGACCCACGGGACUCGCAUUUACGGUAGCCACUUUCACAACCUUCAUGAUCGAGGAGCCUAUCAGGAACAAGUAUCAUGCUUGGAAGACUAGCUCUAUCAAGAAAGAGGAGGACAAACAACACGCUCGUCGUGAGGAUUGA